Grosmannia clavigera kw1407 is the source of this 1998-nucleotide messenger RNA. RefSeq names its product tldc domain containing protein 2. The transcript is spliced from 2 exons. Lineage: Eukaryota; Fungi; Ascomycota; Sordariomycetes; Ophiostomatales; Ophiostomataceae. The record is from RefSeq and is a predicted model, not a curated record. Bases 1 to 1998 code for a protein of 665 amino acids.
AUGGGCCAGGGCCAGUCGGCUGUGUCCCAGGAGUCGCGAUCGCACGAGCAGCUCGUCAGGGAGCUGGCCAAUCGCUUCGCUGAGAAAUGCUUUUCGCCCCUCGAACUGUACUCCCUCAAGGACAACUUCAGGAGCCUCGCAGACCGCCAGCAGGACGUGCGCUACCUGAGGGAGGACACCAUGGCGCGCUUCCUGGAGAUACCAGACAUCCUGCACGCGUCGCCAGUCGUCUUCCACAUGGUCUCGUGUCUGGGCGCGUUUCCUUUUCUAGCUGAUGCACCUGUUGUCCUGGGACUCGAGCAGCUGGUCAUUGUCGUCACUCUCCUGACCGACCGCUAUCGGCGCGUCCUGGUACACGGUGCUAGCGACCGGCGCAGUCUGUUGUUCCGCAGCCUCGCCGUGCACGACCGCGUGCUCUUUUCCGAUCCAGACAAGGCUGACAAGGCUGGCAAGAUGGAAGCUGGCCGGCAGCAGGAGACGUCUGUUCCAGGAGGGUCGAGUCGGGGCUUUGCCAUCGAUGCGGCCGUUGAAGACGAAGACUAUAGCGAUGGCGAUGGUGAUGUCAAUGUCGAUGGUCAUGGAGACGGACACGACGACGAGGACGACUACGAGGACGACGAUGACCUCGUCCUAGCAGCCCUCAGCACGCUCGACUAUACCAACCCUCGACCAACGGCCAAACCGGCACACGUGUCUAGGCCGAAGAGCAAGAACAGUGCGCUCCAUGACGCGCGCAUCCCCGCAGACAACUUCAGAAAGCUGGUGCUGCUGCUCCUUCUCGUGGCACCUCUGGCACCCCAGGAGCAGCUUUCCAGGCACGUUGACCGCGUCUCGGGAAAUGCACUCGAGAGUCUGCGAGCAACAGCCGAGUGUGUGCUGGCGACAUUUCUCAACGUCGAGACGUCGCCUGGCAUCCGGUUUCCACACUUUGACGCCAUCGUUCCUGUGUGCUUCCCGUACCUGUUCAACGGUUUCAACGCGCUCUUUGAGCACUUUCUCUUCUCCAAGAACCUCGACUUUUCCAAGCCGGGUGUGAACACAGCUGUGUCUGCACAGCCAGCACCGCCACCACCGGCGCCACCGCUUCUGCUGCGAGAGUCGGAUGACAUGAUCCUGGAUCUCAGCGUGCUGUCGCAGCUGUCGUUUUUCCUCCCGGGCGCAUCGCUCUUCCACCGGCUGCGGUUGCUGUACUCGGGCGAUAACGAUGGAUUCUCAAUGGGGUCGUUUGAGUCCAAGGUGUUCAACUGGCGCGCCCCGACGAUCUUGCUGGUCCGGGGCACACGGGUGGGUAGCGUGCCGCGUGGCAACCAGGAGGCAGCGUUUGCAGCUGCGCUGCCGCCGCGACGGCUGCCGGCCGGAAGCGCAAGAGGCGGAACGGCAGAUGGCGAGGCGGAUGAUGACACGGUGGUGUUUGGGGCGUACAUCAGCCAGCCGUGGCGGCUGACGAACCGUGAUUGCUUUGGCGACAGCGACUGCAUGCUGUUCCAACUGGCGCCAGUGCACGACGUCUUCGCAGCAUCGACGCUGAACCACGACUACGCGACAUUUGUGAAGCCAACGGCAGCGAACCAGCAUGCCGGCGGGAUUGCGUUUGGCUGUCCGGCACCGUCGGGAGCAGCGGCCAAGGCGAUGCAGAAGCAAAAGGUGUCGUCACAGCAGCAGCAUCAGCUGAUGGCACAAGGACCACUCUCGCUGCUGAUCGACGCUGGCUUCGAGUUCGGCGUGAUGACGCAUGCGGGCGGCGGUGGCGCCUUUCACGCCAGCGUGGCGCGGCUGUUUGACUUCCAGGAGAGGUUUGCCAUCGACGCGCUCGAGGUGUGGGGCUGCGGUGGCGACGGCGAGGCCAAGGCGCAGGCAGAGCGCUGGGCGUGGGAAGCCCGCGAGGCCGAGGCGCGUCGGCGCAUCAACCUGGGGACCGGCGACAUGGAGGCCGACCGACAGCUGCUGGAGAUGGCCGGACUCAUCGGCCAGAACCGGAGCGGCGGAAGCAUGGCGUGA